This is a messenger RNA of Syzygium oleosum, 2256 nucleotides long. RefSeq names its product sister chromatid cohesion protein PDS5 homolog D-like. Gene Ontology annotation, cellular component: nucleus; chromatin. NCBI's taxonomy places the organism in Eukaryota, Viridiplantae, Streptophyta, Magnoliopsida, Myrtales, Myrtaceae. Gene Ontology annotation, biological process: DNA repair; mitotic sister chromatid cohesion. Bases 133 to 1905 code for a protein of 590 amino acids. The transcript has 11 exons. The record is from RefSeq and is a predicted model, not a curated record.
CAGGAUUGGCAAAAGUCAGUGUAACACGUGGAGCAACUAAUUUGGGCAGAAAGUACUUGAUGGCAGAGACCUCAUGGGAUUGCCAAAUUAAUUGGAGAAGCAGCUUGUAAUGCUGAAGAUCUCUUGGUGAAUAUGGAGCAAGAGCCAUCGGACUUCCUCCUAGAUGCCCUUCUUCCCGUCAUGAAAGGUCUCAUAGCUGAAGCUCUGUUCAAACAUUGUAAUGAGGAUGUUAGAGUUACACUGGCAUCUUGCCUCAGUGAGAUUCUGAGGAUAACGUCGCCAGAACAACCAUUUAAUGACGAUCAAAUGAAGGCAAUUUUUCAACUGAUCGUGGAGGCUAUUUCGAAGCUAUCUCGACCGUUGACACAGUGUUAUGAAAAGGCCCUCUCUAUACUUGAAACCGUUGCAAGGGUCAAGGCAUGUCUGCUAAUGCUUGACCUUGAAUGUGAGGCGCUAGUUCUUCAUAUGUGCCAACAUUUAUGGGUAUUUACUAGGUCAAAUCCAUCUGCUGAUGAAUAUUGGGCCGUGGAACAAAUAAUGGCCGACAUCCUCGCUGAAAGUGAAGAUAUCAGCCCAGAUCUUCUGAUCCCUCUCCUGGCUAGUGUGCUUAAGGAGAAUGAGAGAGUGGCACCUUUCUGUUGGAAAUUGGGAGAGAAACUGAUCUCCGAUUAUGCAGAAAAGUUGAGACCUAUUCUUAGGGGAGUACUUCAAUCAAAAGGCACCACUUUGGAUGAUUAUUCUCCUGUAGUGGCUUUAUUAUACCAAAAUGAAUCUACUACAGAGCAUAAUGAUACUAGUGGUUCUCCUAAGCAAGGCAGUGCUGAUUAUCUAGACUCCAAGGGUGCAAUGCUUCAUGGGAAAAGGGAACUGAAACCCAAUUCAUCUAUGAGACCCGAGGAAGAUUAUGAUGUUUCUUGGCUGUACAGAGAGGGUCAAACUACUGAACAGCCACAUAAAAGAAGGAUCUCCGUAAGCAGAAUUGAAUUGAAGUCAAAUGUGGAGACUGUGCGAGGUGAGGCAGCUCUGCUCCCGAUUGAUCUUAGAGAGAAAAAAAUGAAGCUGCCAACCAAAGGAGGAAACAACACCAGUAAAGGCACCUCAAGGGAGUCUGGGGUGCUUGCUGAUGGAUUAGUUGGUCGUAGAAUAAAGGUCUGGUGGCCAUUGGAUGAGAUGUUCUGUGAUGGCCGAAUUCAAUCCUACGACCCUAUAACAAAAAAGCAUAAGGUCUUGUACGACGACGGGGACAGAGAAACUUUAAACCUUGAGAAGGAAUGGUGGGAGUUCAUUGAGGAUGAUUUGCCAGAUGAACAUCGACAGGUGGCUGAUAAUCCCAAACGCAUCACUUUACCCAUCAUACUAAGAAAGCAGAAUGGGCAUGAUGAAAGUUUUCAGUCCACGAUGAUAUUGAACUACAAAAAAUAUGUUACGAGGGCCGGAGCAGUCACCAGAUUGCUAGUUGAAGAAGCGCCAAAUUUGGGCCACCAAAAUAUAGGUGGAGAUGAGUCUAGUGACGAUGAAAGCACUGAGGAUAAUGUCUUCGAGUUCAGGGCACGAUCAAAAGAUGUCCAACUCGAAAAUCCUAGUGUGAGCACAUCUGAUGAUUCAACUCCAGAAGCUAGCCCGCCAAGAGCAAUCAAGGUUGGAUCAAAGGAUUUGCAGCUCGAAAAUGGUAGAAGCACAUCCAAUGAUUCGACUCCGGAAGCCAGCCCGCUUAGAUCCAUCAGGGCAAAACCAAAGGAUGUUCGGCUACAAAGCACAUCCAAUGAUUCAACUCCGGAAGCCACCCUGCCUAGAUAUAUCAGGGCGAAAUCAAAGGAUGUCCGACUACACAGCACAUCCGAUGAUUCAACUCCGGAAGGCAGCCCACCUAGACCUUGGGGAUUGUGGCGGAGUCGGCGUCACUAAUUCAAAAGUCAAGGGUACAGAAACAGCUACAGUUUUGGUAAAGUUGUAGAAGUAAUAAAUCUUAAGAAGGCAUCAAUAUGCAAGAGCUAGGCCGCUGUACAAAGAUACAGAGGUUGAAGAAGUUCCUGAUGUCCAGGAGCUUUUUAGUUAUCAGCCCUUGUAUAGGCAUAGAUUCUUUUCUUGCUUUUGUAAAUUUGAGUCGAUUAUAAUUCUUAGCAACAAAAUAGACAAAGCAAGCUUGUAAUGAGUUAUGGCUCAUAAUUCAUUUUGUCCAAAAUGGAAUCUAUAUUCCACGAAAAAUACUAUCUAACCUAUGUCUGCAUUGAUAAUGUAAAUUCAGCUUUCCACGUC